This is a messenger RNA of Glycine soja, 2277 nucleotides long. RefSeq names its product probable WRKY transcription factor 31. Lineage: Eukaryota; Viridiplantae; Streptophyta; Magnoliopsida; Fabales; Fabaceae. Gene Ontology annotation, biological process: regulation of DNA-templated transcription. The coding region runs from base 237 to 2084 and encodes 615 amino acids. The record is from RefSeq and is a predicted model, not a curated record. The transcript is spliced from 5 exons. Gene Ontology annotation, molecular function: sequence-specific DNA binding; DNA-binding transcription factor activity.
UUCUCUUUUAAUAUUGACAAGUAUUUCUCCACAUGUAAAACUCAGAUCAAAUGUAAUAAUACUUGAACGUUCAAAGCCAAGAGAAGAGAGACAAAACAACUACACUAGUUCUGGUCAUCUUCUCAAGUCUCAGUCUCAGUUCUCCCAUUUUUGUGCCGAGUCCACUGCAUCCUUUGUAAAGCCUUCACAGACUUCUUCUCUCUAUCUCUCUUUCUCUUUUCUCUUUCUUGGAAUUUAUGAUUAGACGUGGUGGGCUAUCCAUGGAUUCAGAUCCAAUUGGGAGCUUCUUCCUCCAUAAGCCAAUUGUUCUCAACUCUUUCUCAGCUGAAGACACAAACAGCCACAACCCCGAGUGGAAAAAACUCAGUCUUCACAACAACAACAACAUGGAUGCCACAGUUACCACAAAAGACUACACCAUCCCCUUCCGAAUCAACCUUAGCUGUUCUUCUGCAGACAAUCAUGAUGAUGCUUCUUCACCAACAUCUCUCCAUAGCAGAACCGAGAUGGACUUCUUCUCCGACAAGAACAGUACCAAAGAUGAUGACAACAACAUCGUUGCUGCGGCUGGUUCUGCCUCUCUCCCCGACAAUGAUCAUCAUUCCAUCUCUCCACCCACGUUGGAUUUAAAAGUAAACACUUGUCUGAAUCUUCUUACUACCAAUGCUAGUAGCGAUCAAUCUAUGGUGGAAGAUGAGAUAUCACCCAAUUCAGAAGACAAAGAAACUAAGAAAGAGAUGGCUGAUCUUCAAGGUGAUCUUGAGAGAAUGAAAAGGGAGAAUCAAAAGUUGAGGGACACGCUUGAUGAGGUUAACACCAACUACAACGCGCUUCAGAUGCACUUUAUGAAUAUGAUGCAGGAGCGGAAGGGCGAGGAAGGUGAAGAUCAGCAAGAAGUGUCUGAUGGCAAGGUUAAAGAGAAGAAGCAGGGUCAGAGUGGUGGUGGGGUAUUGGUGUCAAGGCAGUUUAUGGAUCUUGGGUUGGCUAGCGCUGAUAUUGAACCCUCAUCUUCAUCAGGGGGAAUAAGAAGUCAAGAUAGAUCAGGAUCACCCAACAUAGAUGUGGCUUCCAAGGGAUUAGGGACUAGUAACAAUGAUGGGAAUAAUAGUGUUAAUGAUGAAGAAGAGAAGGAGUAUGAUAGAGGGAUUGAGAGCGAAGAUAGUCCUUCAGGGCAUGCUGAUAAAGUUCCAAGGUUCAGUAGUCCUUCAAAGAAUAAUAAUGUUGAUCAGGCUCAGGCUGAGGCUACUAUGAGGAAGGCAAGAGUUUCUGUUAGAGCUCGAUCCGAAGCACCCAUGAUUACUGAUGGGUGUCAAUGGAGAAAGUACGGGCAGAAGAUGGCCAAAGGAAACCCAUGUCCUAGAGCUUAUUAUAGAUGUACCAUGGCUGCUGGUUGCCCAGUUAGAAAACAGGUACAAAGGUGUGCUGAAGACCGAACAGUCCUUAUCACAACCUAUGAAGGAAAUCACAACCAUCCUUUGCCUCCAACAGCAAUGGCAAUGGCACAAACCACAUCCUCAGCAGCAAGAAUGUUGCUUUCUGGAUCCAUGUCAAGUGCUGACAGCAUAAUGAAUGCAGACUUCCUCACAAGGACACUCCUUCCUUGCUCUUCAAGCAUGGCCACUAUCUCAGCUUCUGCUCCAUUCCCAACAGUUACAUUAGACCUAACUCAUUCUCCAAACCCUCUACAGUUCCCAAGGCAGCAGCAUCCAAACCAGUUGCAAAUUGGUGUCCCUCAGAAUUUUGCAAACUCCCCAUCAUCUUUAAUGCCUCAGAUAUUCGGACAAGCACUUUACAACCAAUCAAAGUUUUCUGGCCUACAAAUGUCAUCACAUGAUACAGCAGACCCUUCUUCACAAUUUGGUUACCAACCUCAUCAGGUUCCACCACACCUUGCUGACACAGUUGGUGCUGCCAUUGCUACUGAUCCCAAUUUCACUUCAGCAUUGGCAGCUGCUAUCACUUCCAUCAUUGGUGGUGCUCAGCAACAACACAGCAACAUUAAUAAUAAUAGUAACAAUAAUGUCAACAUGACAGCCAACAUCAACAAUGGCAAUGGCAACAGCAAUGGCAACGGAAAGCAAUAAAAUCAGCAAUUCCAAUAGGGAAUUAGUUGACCCCUUUCAAUUUUUUUACGACAUUAAUUUAAUUUGAUUAAAUUAAUUAAGUUGAUUUUAUGACCUUUUUAUUUGUUCAUUUGUUUUUUUUUUUGGGAUGCAGGAAACCGUUACUAUUUGACAUAGAUAAUUUUUUAUUUGGUUAUAGACUUUAAUUAUAUCA